AUGUCCGAGCCCAUCGUCCGCGAGCUUCACGACCCGCCCGCCGAAGGGCAGCGAGUCCAGCAUCAGAAUGUCGUCUACACCACGGUCAAGGAGGGCCUUGCUCACAUCCUUGUUCCUGAAGCCUCGGCGAAUGGCCAGGGCGUGCAGCAAGUCUUUUACAACCCGAUUCAGCAGUUCAACCGAGACUUGACCGUCCUGGCGAUCAAGGCUUAUGGGAAGGAGCGUAUGCAGCAGAAACAGGCUGCCAGCCGAGCACGCGUUGGUAAAUUCGCCGAAAAGAAGCGGAAGCGGAAGGAACAAGCACAGAGUGAUCGGCCAGUAAAGUCACUAAAACUGUCCGACAAUGCCGUCCAAGAGUCGGCCAAUGCGCCAGGAGAUGCUGAGAUGACCGGCGCGGGGGAGGCAGUGGAAGUACCCGAGAAGCCAAUCGACGGCGAGCAGCCGACAGAAGCCGUGGGAGAAGUGCAAGCAGAAGCCCCGGCUGCAAACGAGGACGCUCCCAAAGAGGAAAAGGAUGUGGCACCGACAUUUACCGUUCUCGACGCUCUCUCAGCUAGCGGUCUACGCGCGCUCCGCUAUGCCCACGAAAUACCGUUUGUCACAAAGGUGACGGCGAACGACAUCCUCAAGUCAGCUGCUGAAGCCAUUGAGCGCAACGCAAGGCACAACAAGGUCGUCGACAAGGUCCACAUAUCCGUCGACGAUGCCUUAGCCCACAUGUACCAGAGGAUUGCGAACGAGCUGCGGCGCAUUGGCGUGACCAAGACCGGGCCGAGCGAGAAGUACGACGUGAUUGACCUCGAUCCGUACGGCACCGCUGCUCCCUUUCUCGAUGCGGCCGUUCAGGCGGUACGCGACGACGGCGGGCUGCUCUGUGUCACCUGCACCGACUCGGGCGUCUGGGCUUCCAACGGCUACCCGGAAAAGUGCUACGCCCUGUACGGCGGCGUGCCGCUGAAGGGCUGGUACUCCCACGAGGCCGGCCUGCGGCUCAUCCUGCACGCCAUCGAGACUUCGGCCGCCAAGUACGGCCUAGCGAUGGAGCCGCUUUUGUCACUUUCUGUGGACUUUUACAGCCGAGUCUUCGUUCGCAUCACGAGGUCUCCGUCCAUGGUCAAAUUCCAGGGCGGCAAGAACAUGAUGGUCUACAGCUGCGGCGGCGGUUGCGGCUCAUGGACAACGCAGCUCCUAAUGAAAAACAAGCCGGCCCCUAACAAGAAGGGUAGCGGCAUCUUUUACAAACACGGAUUCACCAAGGCCCCGACAGCGCCGCAAUCCUGCGAGCACUGCGGGUCUACCAUGCAUCUCGCCGGGCCCAUGUAUGCAGGGCGUAUCCAUUCGCCAGAGUUUGUCAAGAGCGUGAUAGCCGAGGCCGAGAACGCGUCGCCCGAGAUCUAUGGCACUCGGGAGAGGAUCCGUGGUGUCUUGCAGACGGCGCUGGAAGAGUUCCUGCCGUCUCCCGAGGAAAUGCAGGCCGAAGCGAGCGAGAACGGGGACGGCACCAAAAAAAUCAAGAAGAGCAAGACCGAGGCAGAACUGGCGGCUAUCGACCCGUACCCUUUCUUCUUCCACCCCGCUCAAGUGUCCGGCCUCCUGCACUGCGCCAGCCCGCCAGAAGCCGCGUUGAGAGGCGCGCUCAUUGGCUUGGGGUACCGCGUCACUCGCAGCCACUGCAAGCCGGGCAGCAUGAAGACGGAUGCGCCGUGGUCCGUCAUAUGGCACGUGUUCAGGGAAUGGGUGCGACAGAAAGCGCCCGUCAAAGAAGAGAAUAUUAAGGCCGGCAGCAUUGCGUACCGCCUCCUGGGGUUGGGAAAGAAGGACGAGGCAGCGUCUGCUGGGACAGGCCCGGCUGAAAACGGCAAGGAAGAAAACGCAGACAAGGUCCCGGAGGUCGUCUUCAAUGAAAAACUCGGUCGCAUCACGGACAAGACAAAACUUGUCCGAUACCAAAUGAAUCCAAGAGAGAAUUGGGGACCGAUGAACCGGGCCAAAGGGAAGUAA
Molecule: messenger RNA, 2001 nt
Organism: Canariomyces notabilis
Lineage: Eukaryota; Fungi; Ascomycota; Sordariomycetes; Sordariales; Chaetomiaceae
Product: N,N-dimethylguanosine tRNA methyltransferase-like protein
Exons: 1
Coding region: 1-2001 (666 amino acids)
Biological process (GO): tRNA N2-guanine methylation
Cellular component (GO): nucleus
Molecular function (GO): RNA binding; tRNA (guanine(10)-N2)-methyltransferase activity
Source: RefSeq, a predicted model, not a curated record